CCAAAGCAGAAGGUGGCAGGCAGUAGUGCACGUAAACCAGCUGCUGUAAAAACUGCAGUAGAAGAAGAACCGGAAACGAGCAGCGGUAGUAGUAGAAGAAGAAGCAGCCUGAUGAUGUCAGAAUGGGGACCCAGGUGAAAGAUGUGAUCAUUAAACCCGACGCUCCGAGCUCUCUGCUGCUGGAUAAACACGGAGAUUACAUCGCAGCCUAUGGCUCCAAGAAGGACGACUAUGAGUACACGCUGUCAGAGUACCUGAGGAUGAGCGGCAUCUACUGGGGGCUGACGGUGAUGGACCUGAUGAGCCAGCUGCCCCGGAUGAACCGGCAGGAGAUCAUAGACUUCAUCAAAGCCUGUCAGCACGACUGUGGAGGCAUCAGCGCCAGCAUCGGACACGACCCCCAUCUGCUGUACACCCUCAGCGCUGUGCAGAUCUUGUGUUUGUACGACAGCGUGGACGCGCUGGACGUGGACAGAGUGGUGGAAUAUGUCAAAGGGCUGCAGCAGGAGGACGGCUCUUUUGCUGGGGACAAAUGGGGUGAGAUAGACACACGCUUUUCCUUCUGUGCUGUUGCUACUCUGGCUUUAUUGGGUAAGAUGGACACGAUAAACGUGGACAAAGCCGUGGAGUUCGUCUUGUCUUGUAUGAACUUUGAUGGAGGUUUUGGCUGCAGACCGGGUUCAGAGUCUCACGCUGGUCAGAUCUACUGCUGCACCGGCUUCCUGUCUCUGACCGGCCAGCUCCACCAGCUGAACGCCGACCUGCUGGGCUGGUGGCUCUGUGAGAGGCAGCUGCCGUCUGGAGGCCUCAACGGACGUCCUGAGAAGCUUCCAGAUGUUUGCUACUCCUGGUGGGUUUUGGCGUCUCUGAAGAUCAUCGGUAGGAUUCACUGGAUCGACAAAGCCAAGCUGAGGACGUUUAUUCUGGCCUGUCAGGACGAGGAGACGGGAGGUUUUGCUGAUCGACCAGGAGACAUGGUGGAUCCCUUCCACACUCUGUUUGGAGUCGCUGGUCUCUCCCUCCUCGGAGACGAACAGAUCAAAGCAGUAAAUCCAGUUCUGUGUAUGCCUGAAGACGUCCUGCAGAGGAUCGGCCUGCAGCCAGACCUCCUCAGCUAGCCGCCUGACGCUAUCCCACACCCUCACACACACACACCUUCCCACCCUCACACACACCGUCGCACAACUCCACAACACCACUCCUGUCCCUCAGCCCGGUGACGGCAGCAGAGAGAGGACCGUUCAGAUGGAGGAUCCUCGGUAGAGACCUGGAGGACAGACGGAGAAUCUUCAGUUUAAAUCCUGCUUCUCAUCAUCAGGCCACUUUUCCUGUUUGACUGCAGCAGAGCGAGGCGUUUAAAGCGUCACUGUACUUUCUGAAGUCUAGAAAUCAUUAAACAACAUUCCUUAACUUUGAGGGAAAUCGUGCAACAGUCGAGAUGUUUCCUGGUCUCAUCAGCUUCCCAGUAGAUUUAUCUAUUAGUGUAACGACACGCCUGUUUGCUGCUUUAGGAGGCGUGGCGGUUAAAUAGUGACGGCAUGGAGUGUAGAACAUGUGGCAGAAGCAGCCCCGAAUGUUUCCGUCUGCUCCACACAUCCACAGCUCAGCAUCAGGCUGUCUGAAGAAUAUUCUGCUGAUCAAAUGACAGAUCUGACCCUGAAAAGUCGAAGCUUCAUUCAUUCAGAUGAGUUCACUGAGGGAGACUGAAGGUAAAAGUCAGAUUUACUGCUUUAUUUAUUUUAUUACAUUCUGACCACGGUUCAGUUUAAAGGCUCCACAUCUCUUUCUUUCCUCAUCAUCGUGUUGUUUUGCAUUAAACUAACUUCUGUAUCUGAGGACUGUGAAGGGCAGCAGGGUGAUCGCUGACCAACGGCUUUAGUCUGCAUUAGAAUUAUUCCUGGUGGGCUUUAGAGGAAAUGUUCUGUUUGUGAGGAGGUUUUCAGCACAUUUAAAGUCUAUCCACAGCUCCUCUCUUUACUUAAAUCCACGUUACUCACCGCAGCUGCUGUUGAUCGGCCUCCACACCGUGAAACAAUCGGGAAACAUUUCCGGGUUCGGAUUGUGUGGAACGGCUUCUGGGAAACUCAUGUUGUCUGUGUGGAUGAACUUUUAUCUGUUAAUGAACUGUUCAGUGUCCAUAUUGUUACAGAAAGUAAAUAAAUCACAUUUUAAUGCAUUAA
Molecule: messenger RNA, 2180 nt
Organism: Acanthochromis polyacanthus (spiny chromis)
Lineage: Eukaryota; Metazoa; Chordata; Actinopteri; Pomacentridae
Gene: rabggtb
Product: Rab geranylgeranyltransferase subunit beta
Exons: 9
Coding region: 123-1118 (331 amino acids)
Biological process (GO): protein geranylgeranylation
Cellular component (GO): Rab-protein geranylgeranyltransferase complex
Molecular function (GO): Rab geranylgeranyltransferase activity
Source: RefSeq, a predicted model, not a curated record